GCGAGAUUAAUCGAAGAGUGUACUACCACUCUAUUGCUGCUCUAUUAUUUGCUUCAGAAAUGACAAACAUCGCUUCUGUUGAGUUGUUCAUCGACAAGUCUAUUCAGCUUUUUGGAGUGGAUCCAAACAAUACAAAGGUUUCCAUGACCUACGGCUCAUCCAUCAAGAAAGAAUCAAAGAGCAAGAGCAAGACCAAUCCCAAUAAAAUACUUAAAAAUGCGAAUGAUAGUAAGGACAGCAAAUUGAUUCCAACAAAUUUUAUUUCUUUUAAAAUAUAUAAUCCUAAUUUGGGCCAUUGUUAUAAUUUCAAAUCGAUUAAAUUUAAAGAAUUGUCAAGAAUUCUAGCUGCUUUAGGUCCAAGAGGAAUUCAAAUUUCAAUUUCAAAUAAUUUGAAUAAUCUUAAUAACAACAAUAAACAGCCCAUAACAAAUACUGCUAAUGUUGAGAUUAAUAAUGAUGAAAAGAAACAUUUAACCAUACAUAAGAAAGGAAUUUCUAGUAUUAUGUCCAACGUCGAAUUUAAUUUUGAUGAACCAAUUGAGUCUAAUAACAAUGAGAAUGAGAAUGAGAGUGUCAGUAAUAAUGAUACCAAAGAUGGCGCUAAAAGCACAGUAAUAGAUAGCACAAAUACAAACGAUAACGAGAAAAGCACUGCUCCAAAUACCUUUAAUAAAAAGAAGAAUAAAAAUAAAAAGAAAAAGGGUAAAAAACACUAAAUUAACUUAUAAAUAUAUAUUUAUAUAUUCUUAUAUUCAUAUAUUCAUUCUUUUAUACGAUUAAUUAAAUCCACAUUGUUGCAAUAUAAUGUCCUAUCAAUAGAUGAAAGCGUAUUUAAACUGUCAGUCAAUUUAGGCAAAUAAAUUGAAUUUAGCAAAUAAUGGAGAUCUAAACUUUCUUUGUUAUCCAUUUUGAAAUUUUUU
Molecule: messenger RNA, 920 nt
Organism: Ascoidea rubescens DSM 1968
Lineage: Eukaryota; Fungi; Ascomycota; Saccharomycetes; Ascoideales; Ascoideaceae
Gene: SRP21
Product: signal recognition particle subunit SRP21
Exons: 1
Coding region: 60-716 (218 amino acids)
Source: RefSeq, a predicted model, not a curated record